Symbiodinium necroappetens is the source of this 1782-nucleotide messenger RNA. NCBI's taxonomy places the organism in Eukaryota, Dinophyceae, Suessiales, Symbiodiniaceae. The record is from the annotation of a GenBank genome assembly.
AUGGACAGUGAUCCCGACAGGAGCGAGCAGUCGAGUGAAGAACAGAUGGAGUCCUACUUCGAUUUGGUCAAGCGGUACACCACGAAGAAAACGCUGCCAACGGUGGACCAUGAUAAGAUCGAGUACAAGUCCUUCCGCAAAAACUUGUAUGUGCAGGUCAAAGAGAUCACGAACUUGAAGGAUCACGAGGUAGCAGAUCUCAGAAGAACGCAUGGUGACAUCACAGUCAGGGGGAAGCGAUGCCCGAAUCCUGUCACAAGCUUCUUGCAGUGUGGCUUGCCCGACAAGAUCAUGAAGAUCAUGGAGAAACGUGACUAUGAAAAGCCAUUCCCUAUACAAAUGCAGGCAAUUCCUGCGUUGAUGUGCGGCCGAGACGUCAUAGGUGUCGCCCAGACAGGUUCCGGCAAGACUCUUGCGUAUCUGCUGCCGCUCAUCAGGCACAUCUUGGACCAGCCGAAGCUUGGGAAUGGAGAUGGCCCGAUUGGAUUUGUGGCUCUGACCCUAGAUCAGCUCGUGGCAUGUCUCAACAAGGCCGACCGCAAGCAGCUGGCCUAUGUGGCCUAUACUAUCGUCGCACCUACUCGUGAGCUUGCGCUACAGAUCCAGCGCGAGGCAGGCACAUUCUGCAAAGCUGUGCACUUGAUCAGCGUUUGCGCAUAUGGUGGCGGACCGAUGGGUGAGCAGCUCUCGGCUUUGAAGAAAGGAGCUGAGCUGCUGGUCGGCACGCCCGGUCGCCUCAUCGACGUCCUCACAACAUCAGGUGGGAAGAUCACCAACCUCAGACGAGUAACUUUCCUGGUAUUGGACGAGGCUGAUCGCAUGUUUGACAUGGGGUUCGAGCCGCAGAUCGGCAUGUUCUUGCAGAGCACUCGUCCCGACAAGCAGGUGGCGAUGUUUAGUGCAACUUUGCCAGCACAUGUUGAAGCUUUGGCCAGAAAGGUGCUGAAGAAGCCCCUGGAGAUUUCUGUUGGAGAGAAGAACACAGCGGCUUCCAACGUGACGCAGUUCGUUGAGGUUCUGGAUGAGAGCCAGAAAUUUUAUCGACUGCUUCAACUUCUGGGAGAGUGGCAUGAGCACGGUGCAAUCAUGAUUUUCGUCCAUCAACAGAAGGACGUAGACGAGAUGUUUACGGAACUCCUCAAGUAUGGAUACCCUCCGCUUGCGUUGCACGGGGGCCAGGACCAGCAAGACCGUGAUUUCACCCUCCAAGACUUCAAAGAUGGCAUAUCGAACAUCCUCAUAGCAACAUCUGUUGCUGCUAGAGGCAUCGAUGUCAAAAAUGUCAUCUUGGUGGUCAAUUUCAAGGUACCCGACCACUUGGAAGAUUACAUUCACCGCAUUGGCCGCACCGGCAGGGCUGGGAAGGCAGGCUUUGCCUACACUUUCAUUCAGCCUGAUGAAGCAGACCGGGCUCAGGACCUUGUGGAUGCGCUGCGACAGUGCAAUCAAGAGGUACCGCUGAAGCUCAAGGCCCUCGCAGAGGAACACCAGACUGCGGUGAACACCGGCCAAGCUCAAAAGCGAAAACGAUGGGGUGGCUUUGGCGGGAAGAGCUUCAAGUACGACAACACAGAGAAAAGCAGGCAGCAGCAAGAGCGGCAGCAGGCAAAGAGUGAUCUUUUGAUUGGAGACUUCGAGGAGGAGGAUGAGUUCAAAGAUCCUUGGUUGGAGCCGGACAAGCCGGCCAAGGGUAGAGGCAAGCGAGACGACAAUGCGUCUACCAAAGCAGCCGGGACUACCGACACUGUGGCGGCAGCAGCCAACGUGGCGGCCAAGAUGCAG